Haplochromis burtoni (Burton's mouthbrooder) is the source of this 992-nucleotide messenger RNA. Its product is annotated as scavenger receptor cysteine-rich type 1 protein M130-like. The record is from RefSeq and is a predicted model, not a curated record. NCBI's taxonomy places the organism in Eukaryota, Metazoa, Chordata, Actinopteri, Cichliformes, Cichlidae. The transcript is spliced from 6 exons. Gene Ontology annotation, cellular component: membrane. Bases 45 to 764 code for a protein of 239 amino acids.
CAUCAUUUGUCUGUCUCACUCUCAAGUCAUGAGCUGUGGUGACGAUGUGGUUCCUCCUCCUGCUUCUCCACCUUGCUCACAUUGAGCUGGUGAUCUCACAAGCUGAGGACAAACUGAUUCUAAAAAACAAAGGAGGCUACCCAUGUGAAGGCUACCUUGAAGUCUACCAUAACAACACAUGGGGUUAUGUUGGGGAUACACGCUGGGACAGGAACACUGAAAAAGUGGUUUGUAAGAGCACUCACUGUGGGGAACCUGUGGAGAACUCAGUAAUAGAUACUGUUAAGCCUUCUGAAGACAGACCGAUCUGGCUCAAUGAACUGAAGUGUGAAGGAGACGAGAGCGCUCUGUGGAAAUGUAAACAUCCUGGUUGGAAGUCCAGCUAUUACUCAAAGUUCACAGUGAAAAAACUUAAGUGUUCAAGUAAUAUCACAUUGAGCCUGGAUAGACACAAAUGUGCUGGAGCUGUCAAGUACUCCAUUGAUGGCAAACCUGAGGGUUACUUUUGUAACAACAUCAUUGGUGAAAAAGAAGCCAGGCUUCUGUGUAAAAAUCUCGGGUGUGGUGGACUCAGAGAAAUUCCUCCCUCAGAGAGUAUGGUUAGUGAUAAUUUCAGGGACUCAUCAAAGAUGAAGAUCGAUUGUUCAGCCUUUAAAAACGCAGAUCCAGAUCAUCUGUGGCAGUGUGUGAAUGGCAAACAGGACAAUUCAGCAUCAUGCAAACCUGUUUCUGUCAUAUGUGAAGCUGGAAAAAGAAGAAAAUAACAACUGGGUACCUGUUCAACAGGACAACUUUGAUUUUGAUGUGUGCCAGCAAAUGCACUGCGGUAACUCUCUCAGCCCAAACAACAGCACAAACAAAAACCUUAAUGUGACAUGCACAGAUAAAGUUAAAGUAGUUCUGAAGCACUCUGGUAAAGACAGCAAGUGCUAUGGUACAGUUAAUAUUGAAGUAAAUGGUUCAGUUAAUCCUGUGUGUGCCUCCACCUGGAC